CUUUUCCUUCCGCCUUCCACUCCCCCUCAGAUAUCUCUCUGCUCUCUUUCACCUCUCUAUCCCUCUCACUCUGCACUCUAUCUCUCCCUUUCUGAAAGCUUUAGUAGGUAUCUGGGACCUUGGGUGAUGGCUGCAGUUCUACUAGGGAUGCCAGGACCAUGGGCCGAUGAUUAUCGUGAACAAUCUGAUCAUUAUACAACAAAAAUUGGUGGACUACCUGACUGGCCUCUUCCUGAGAAAUCCGUGACACCUGAUCUACUUGAGUGUAGUGCAUGUGGAAGUAAACUAAGUCUUUUUGCUCAGGUUUAUGCCCCAAUUUCAAGUAAAAACUUAAAGAUUGAAGAGCGUGUUCUUUUUGUUUUUGGUUGUCUAAUGCCAAAAUGUGGGAGCACUCCUCUUAGCUGGCGAGCUCUUCGUGUUCAAAAAUUACACAAUAAGGAGGAACCAAUUGCUGCUUCUCAGGAGGUGGUCCCUUCAACUUCAUCAGUAUCAGCUUUAAACACCAGCUGGUGGGAGGAUUGGGAUGAUGAAGAUGUAGAUCUGGAGGAGUUGGGUAAAGCACUUAAUGCCGCUGCGAGCUUGGCUUCUCAUGCCAAGAAACCGCAUAGGAAGGAUAAUCGUAAGACUUCUACAAUGCAAUCACCUUCAAGUCAGUUGGAAAAAGUGGUAGACGUUAACAAACCUGUGGUGCCUUGUUUUUAUAUAUACACUCAAGAAGAGCCAUCCUCAAAGAAUCUUACUUCUUUAUGUUCAAAAUACACAUCACUUUCCAUUGCAAAAGAAGGAAAUAAUGACGAGGAUCAUGUACAAGAUGAAAAGUGGGCAGAGGAAGCAUAUGAAUAUGAUAAAGCUUUGACUGCUGACAGGACAUACCUUAAGUUCAAGAAACGGUUGGAUGCAUAUCCAGAACAAUGUUUCAGAUAUUCAUAUGGCGGAAAGCCACUCCUGGCUUCAUCAGCUGAAGGAGACCCUGGGAAAUGCAGGCUGUGUGGUGGAUCAAGGCAGUAUGAAAUGCAGCUAAUGCCCCCGGUAUUAUACUUUGUACAAGAAGCAGCUGAUGAUUGUCUGAGACCGUCAUUGGAGAACUGGAAUUGGAUGACACUUAUGGUAUAUACUUGUUCCAAGAGCUGUUCACAACAUGAUGAAGGAAAGUCCAGCAAGGGGAACUGGCUUGUGACAGAGGAAGCUGUUGUGGUGCAAGUAGAGAAAUCUUUUCAUGGGUUAGCCGAACGUGGCUAUUUGUCAUAAUCGGUGCAGUUUCUUCUAGGAAAGAAGGAAAGAACAGUACAUUUUUUAUGCCAGUGAAACAUUGUAGCUCUUCAAAGUUAGUAUACAUAUAACAGGGCGUAAGAGGCUUUGUUUCCUGGUUAUUGAUGGUGGUUUCGCUGUAGAAUUGACACAGUAUGAGUUCUGGUGGUUGUGGUAAUGUUUGAAGAAUUUAAAUUGCAUCAUCAAUUAUGCUGAAAGGAAAAAUCAUUGUCCAUUGGAAAGGAGGUCUUGAGACUGCUGUGGUGCAUAUGGUUUGUUGGGGAACAGUUAACCUUUGUCGUUUGAGUGUAUGAUGCAUAUACAGGGUUUAUAUUGAUUUUUGUUGCCA
Prunus avium (sweet cherry) is the source of this 1597-nucleotide messenger RNA. Its product is annotated as programmed cell death 2 C-terminal domain-containing protein. Lineage: Eukaryota; Viridiplantae; Streptophyta; Magnoliopsida; Rosales; Rosaceae. Gene Ontology annotation, cellular component: cytoplasm. The record is from RefSeq and is a predicted model, not a curated record.